Messenger RNA from Acanthamoeba castellanii str. Neff, 3351 nucleotides. Its product is annotated as leucine-tRNA ligase. Gene Ontology annotation, molecular function: leucine-tRNA ligase activity; aminoacyl-tRNA deacylase activity; ATP binding. The transcript has 7 exons. Gene Ontology annotation, biological process: leucyl-tRNA aminoacylation. The coding region runs from base 1 to 3351 and encodes 1116 amino acids. The record is from RefSeq and is a predicted model, not a curated record. NCBI's taxonomy places the organism in Eukaryota, Discosea, Longamoebia, Acanthamoebidae.
AUGGAGGCCUCGACCACAACACCGGUGCCCCAGGAAGUAGCGGGCGAGGCUGCGGCCGCCGCGAAGAGGAAGGAGCCCGUUUCGUAUGCCAAGCGCGAUUUUUUGAUUGCCAUCGAGAAGGAGAUUGCCAAGGAUUGGGAAGAGAAGAAACUCUGGGAGACCGAUGCCCCCAAGGAAGGAGAGGCGGAUGAACCCAAGUACAUGGUCUCGUUCCCGUAUCCUUACAUGAACGGCCGCCUCCACCUCGGUCACACCUUCACCGUGUCCAAGGCCGAGUACGCCGCCGGCUACCAGAGGCUCAAGGGCAAGAGGGUCCUCUUCCCCUUCGGCUUCCACUGCACUGGUAUGCCCAUCAAGGCCUGUGCCGACAAGAUCAAGCGAGAGAUCGAGCAAUUCGGCUGCCCGCCCAAGUUCCCCGAGCCCGUGGCUGUCGAGGAGGCCGAGCCCGCUCCCGAGAAGAAGAAGGCCGACCCCACCGUUUUCCACUCUGCCAAGUCCAAGGCCAAGGCCAAGGGCAGCGGUAGGGACAAGUACCAGUGGGAGAUCAUGGAGGAGAUGGGAGUGCCCGAGAGCGACAUCCCCAAGUUCGCCGAUGCCCAGCACUGGCUCUACUACUUCCCCCCGUUCGCCAUGGAGGAUCUCAAGGACAUGGGUGCCUGCGUCGACUGGCGGCGCUCGUUCAUCACCACCGACGUGAACCCCUACUACGACUCGUUCGUCCGCUGGCAGUUCGAGACCCUCAAGGCCCAGGGCAAGGUCCAGUUCGGCAAGCGAUACUCGAUCUACUCGCCGUUGGACGGCCAGCCUUGCGCGGACCACGAUCGCUCCAAGGGAGAGGGAGUGCUGCCGCAGGAGUACACCCUCAUCAAGCAGGAGGUGCUCGCCCCGCUUCCCGAGAAGAUGAAGGUGUUGGAGGGCAAGAAGGUCUACCUCGUGCCCGCUACCUUGAGGCCGGAGACCAUGUACGGUCAGACCAACUGCUACGUCCUCCCCACCGGUACCUACGGUGCCUACGAGAUCAACGACACUGACGUCUUCAUCUGCGGCGAGCAGGCCGCCAAGAACCUCAGCUUCCAGGGCCACUCCAAGGAGUUCGGUAAGCCUGUGCGUUUGGUGGAGCUCACCGGCCAGGACCUGAUCGGUCUCCGCCUCAAGGCUCCUCUCGCCAAGUACGAGGCCAUCUACGUCCUCCCCAUGCUCACCGUCUCGCUCGACAAGGGUACGGGCGUGGUGACCAGCGUGCCCAGCGAUGCCCCCGACGAUUACGCCGCCCUCAUGGACCUCAAGAACAAGCAGCCCUUCCGCGCCAAGUACAACGUCACCGACGAGAUGGUGCUCCCCUUCGAGGUGGUCCCCAUCAUCGACAUUCCCGAGUACGGCGACACCGCCGCCGUGACGCUCUACAACGAGCUCAAGAUCGCCAGCCAGAACGAUAAGGACAAGCUCACUAUCGCCAAGGACCGCGUCUACUUGAAGGGCUUCUACGAUGGCGUCAUGAAGGUCGGACCUCACGCCGGAAUGAAGGUGCAGGACGCUAAGCCCCUCAUCAAGAAGGAGUUGAUCGACGCCGGACUGGCCGUCGUGUACAGCGAGCCCGCUGAGACCGUCAUCUCGCGCUCGGGCGACAAGUGCGUGUGCGCCCUCACCGAUCAGUGGUACAUCGCCUACGGCGAGCCCGAGUGGCGCGCCCAGGUGGAGGCCGUCUUGAAGGACAUGGAGACCUUCGGUACCGAGACCCGGCAUCAGUUCGAGAAGACCCUCGACUGGUUGAAGGAGUGGGCGUGCUCGCGCAGCUACGGCUUGGGUACGAAGCUCCCGUGGGAUACCCAGUACCUCAUCGAGUCGCUCUCGGACUCGACGAUCUACAUGGCCUACUACGCCGUCGCCCACCUGCUCCAGGCUGGCAGCCUCGACGGCCACGUCACCGGUCCGGCCGGCGUCAAGCCCGAUCAGCUCACCAACCAGGUGUGGGACUACAUCUUUGCCCGCGCCGACCUCCCCGCCGAGACCACCAUCCCCGUCGACACGCUCAAGGCUCUCCGCCGAGAGUUCGAGUAUCCGUUGGAUCUCCGCGUGUCGGGCAAGGAUCUCGUGCCCAACCACUUGACGUUCUUCCUCUACAACCACGCGGCCUUCUUCCCCAAGGAGCGAUGCCCGCAGGGCGUGCGCGCCAACGGCCACAUCCUCCUCAACGGUGAGAAGAUGUCCAAGUCGACGGGCAACUUCCUCACCCUGCGCGAUGCGAUGGAGAAGUACUCGGUGGACGGCAUGCGGUUCGCCCUGGCCGAUUCGGGCGACACGACCGAGGACGCCAACUUCCUCGACGAGACGGUGGACACGGGCGUGCUCCGCCUCUACACGCAGAUCGACUGGAUCAAGGAGACCAUCGCCAACCUGGGCAGCCUCCGGGAGGGCGAGCCCACGACCUUCUUCGACCUGGUCUUCCAGAGCGAGAUCAACCGCGCCGUCACGCUGACCGAUGGCAACUACGAGCGCAUGAAGUUCCGCGAGGCGCUCCUCACGGGCUUCUGGAAUCUGCAGUCGGCGCGAGACAACUACCGCCUGGCCGAGAAGCAGAUGAACCGGCAGCUCGUGGAGCGGUUCAUCGAGGUGCAGACCAUCCUGCUCGCGCCCAUCUGCCCGCACUACUGCGACUACAUCUGGACCAAGCUGCUCCACCGCGCCGGCUCCGUGCGCCAGGCCUCGUGGCCCGCGUCGGGUCCCGUCGACGAGGCCCUCCUGGCCCAGAACGACUUCCUCCAGGAGGUGCUCCACACGUUCCGCAUCCGCAUCCAGAACACGCGGGAGCAGUUCGUGGACACGGCCAACGGCUACGUCUACGUGAGCGACGAGUUCCCCUCGUGGCACCAGAAGGCCAUCAAGGCCCUCCUCCCGCUCUUCAACGCCGCCACCGGCGAGUUCGAGCCCGACUUCAAGAAGAAGGUCUCCGACGCCCUCAAGGAGGACACCUCGCUCAAGGCCGACACCAAGAAGGUCAUGAACCUCGUGGCCGACAUGCCCAACCGCAUCAAGGCCGACGGCCCGGCCGCCUUCAACCUCGCCGCGCCCUUCGACCAGGUGGCCCUCCUCAAGAGCAACCAGGAGUUCUUGCGCGAGCAGCUCGGCCUUGCCGCCCUCUCUAUUUAUUCGGCCUCGGACGCCGACGCCCCCGACCACGACAACAAGAAGGCCACCGCCGUCCCGCUCAAGCCCGUCUUCACCUUCUCCGGCGAGAAGAAGAAGGUCGAGAAGAAGCCCGCCGCCAAGAAGCCCGCCGCCCCCAAGAAGGUCCAGAACCCGCCCAAGAACCAGCCCAAGAAGGCCGCCCCUGCGCCCGCCAACACCAACUAA